CUAUCAGAGCUCUUAGGAGGGUAACUGGCUCAGAACAGUGUACUACUGUAAGAGCCCGAGAAUCUGAGGAAAAUACUAAACGAAGCAUUUCGCUUUACUUUUGCAUAACUCUGAAUGGUUAUUUUUACGGUUGCAGACGCUUGUUAAGACAUGAACCGAGAUGCUGCGUGGACGUAAAACAACCGUUAUUUAAAGGUCUUUUAAAUGUUGUAAUGAGGAUACAAAAACAUGAGUGAACUGAGGAGAAACGCUAUCCGGAGGAAGUCAAAGCCGAAGCGGAGAGCAGGCUUGCCGGUGAAGAAUUGCCCGGAAUCCGCAGAUAAAGCCAGUAAUCCCAGCUGUUUUCCCUCCAAACAAUGUGAUGAAGAGGAACCUUGUGUUGGGGUGAAGAUCCCUCAGAGCAAAGCCGUUGCUAGCCAUAUUCCUAAUGAGCAAGAUCAUCGCAGUGAGAAGUUGAGUCAUGGUUGUAGAUACAGCAAAAAGAGCGUUACUGGAGUAAAUGGAAGAGUUUCAGGCCGACGGAUUCCACCCCAUCUCAAACCACAAGUGCCUCCUAAGCCACCACACCUUCAGAGUACGGUGACGGAAGUCUCCUUUCCUCUGGCUGCUGGAACGUCACCCAUCGAUCCCAGCAUGGAGGGGGGAGGAGUAGGAGGAGCAAAAGGGAGGGGCCUAGUGUCCAACCUCAUCAGUCACUUUGAGGAGAACAGUCACACAGACAGUCGGAGGGAGGGCGCUCCUCUGAAGCAGGUCAGCAGAUCUCCCAACUGCAGCCCGGCUCGCAAAAACUACCAGAGACAGACGGAGCAGCCCACAGACUCCAGCUCUGCUGCGAACAGCCCAGAUCAUGCUCUCAAACCCCCCAAUGGGGUUCUAAACCAAAAGAACAAAGAACAGGACUUUAAUCAGGACAUGGAUGAAAUUACACAUGACACAGCUCCGGUUGAGAGGAUAGACAGCCAGGGACUGCUGAAUGGAGAUGACGGCGAUGGGGCUAAGAAGGAAAUUAUGGAAGAGGACUGUGUAGACCCGCCUCACGCUCACACAGAACAGGCCGAGGAGGAGAGGAAAGAGCCAGAGCAGCAUGACGUUGUGAUGAACAGCAUCCCAGAGCAGAAGGAAACCAAUGAGCAGAAACUCUACAAGAUAGUAAAUGAACUUCUGCAGACAGAGAAGGCUUAUGUUGCACGACUCAACUUGCUAGAUAAGGUGUUUUAUGCCAAGCUGAUAGAAGAAGCCAGAAAAGAUACGUUCCCUGUGGAUGUGGUGAAAAACAUCUUUUCCAACAUCUCUUCCAUUCAUACCUUCCACAGCCAGUUCCUUUUGCCUGACCUGGAAAAACGCAUGGGAGAAUGGACGGAAACACCUCGCAUUGGGGACAUCCUACAGAAACUCACUCCCUUUCUAAAGAUGUACGCUGAAUAUGUGAAGAACUUUGAUCAUGCCAUGGAUCUCCUGAAGCAGUGGACAGAUCGAUCACCUCCGUUUAAAGCCAUCAUUCUGGAAAUCCAGCGUCAGGAAGUAUGUGGCAGUCUGUCCUUGCAGCACCACAUGUUGGAGCCCGUUCAGAGAGUGCCACGGUACGAGAUGCUGCUCAAAGACUAUCUGAAGAAACUUCCUCAGGAUCACAUAGACCAGCGGGAUGCCGAAAAGUCAUUAGAGAUCAUUGCCACGGCUGCCACUCAUUCCAACACCGCCAUUAGGAAAACAGAAAACCUUAAGAAAUUGCUGGAGAUUUAUGAGAUGCUGGGAGAGGAAGAGGACAUUGUGAACGCCUCAAAUGAGUUAAUAAAGGAGGGUCAUAUUCUAAAACUGGCAGCCAGAAACACUUCAGCCAUGGACAGAUAUCUCUUCCUGUUCAACAACAUGCUGCUGUACUGCGUUCCCAAGUUCAGCUUGGUGGGACAGAAGUUUACGGUCCGCACACGUAUCGGGAUUGAAGGCAUGAAGGUGAUGGAGACAUACAAUGAGGAUUAUCCUCACACCUUUCAGGUUUCCGGAAAGGAACGGACACUGGAGCUGCAGGCCAGCUCUGAACAGGAUAAAGAAAGCUGGAUAAAGGCAUUCCAGAACACAAUAGACAUCUCCCUCCAGAAAAAUGAGACCUUUAAGUCAGCAUUCAAAGAUGUGGAGGAAGUUACGGAUCUUAAGAUAUCAGAGCUGGGUAAAAGAGCCCCUCGCUGGAUCCGAGACAAUGAGGUGACCAUGUGCAUGAAGUGCAAAGAAGCCUUUAACGCCAUCACACGCAGGAGACAUCACUGUCGGGCCUGCGGAUACGUGGUCUGCUGGAAGUGUUCAGACUACAAAACCACUCUGGAAUAUGACGGGAAUAAGAUGAGCAAGGUGUGCAAAGACUGUUUCUGCAUCCUGACCGGCCAUAUAGACAGCGAGGAGAGGGAGGGCAAGAAGAAGGGCAUUCUAGAGAUUGAAGCUGCUCAGUUCUCGGGCAACAGUAUCAUGUGUGGCUUCCUGCAGUACUGCGAGAAGAACAAGCCAUGGCAGAAAGUCUGGUGUAUCAUUCCUCAAAAAGAAGCUCUAGUUCUCUACUUGUACAGAGCACCUCAGGAUGUCAAGGCCCAGUCCUCGAUUCCUCUGCUCGGCUACCAGGUGGAGGACAGCCCAAGACCCACCGACCCUCCCGCGAGCUUCAGAAUCUCUCAGUCGAAAUCAGUCCACAGCUUUGCAGCAGAGAGCGAGGAACUGAAACAGCGCUGGCUCAAAGUGAUACGUAUGGCAGUGACAGGAGAGGUACCAAAAUCGCCUGAAGAACACCAUUCUACGGAAAUCCCCCAAGAGCCGAGCUCUAAUGGCGUCUGAGCAAAGAGAGCAAACUCUUGUUGAAGAUUUUAGUACUGACGUGGCAAUGCUGUCGGUAAGAAGAGUGUUUACGCUCCCGCUUGCUGCGCCAUCACUGCUGGUCCAGUUGUUCUAAAGAUCCAUUUGGAUUCGAACACAUCCAGAAAGCAUAUGGAUAUCAGCUUCAUUCUUACCUGAGAGAUUUGAAGUUCACAAAGGAUGCAAACGGAGCACAUGUGAACACAUGGAGAAACAGACAUGCUAUUCCAUCAUCACACUAUACUACAGCUGACGCAGCACUGUUUUUAGCCUAAUGUAAAAAUUGUACAAUUCAGAACAUUAACAUGUUGUAUGUAUAGUAUAUUGAGGCAAAAAUCCAGAUGUGUCGACACCAUUUAAAAAAAAUAA
Messenger RNA from Carassius carassius (crucian carp), 3204 nucleotides. RefSeq names its product FYVE, RhoGEF and PH domain-containing protein 4-like. Gene Ontology annotation, cellular component: cytoplasm. Gene Ontology annotation, biological process: filopodium assembly; cytoskeleton organization. The record is from RefSeq and is a predicted model, not a curated record. Bases 229 to 2817 code for a protein of 862 amino acids. Lineage: Eukaryota; Metazoa; Chordata; Actinopteri; Cypriniformes; Cyprinidae. The transcript has 18 exons. Gene Ontology annotation, molecular function: metal ion binding; guanyl-nucleotide exchange factor activity.